Molecule: messenger RNA, 3036 nt
Organism: Thermothielavioides terrestris NRRL 8126
Lineage: Eukaryota; Fungi; Ascomycota; Sordariomycetes; Sordariales; Chaetomiaceae
Exons: 4
Coding region: 178-2904 (908 amino acids)
Source: RefSeq, a predicted model, not a curated record
CUGGACGCAGUCUGAAGGCCGUCGAGCGUCUCGUCUCCAAGUGAACAACUGGCCACACAGUCCAGGCCAGGGCAUAGUGUAGUAUAAAUAUCUGUCUGUCGCAACCGCUCGGCUCGUGAAGUAACGCAAACUGUGACCAUCUGAACCGGCGCUCACACGCCGAUCGACGCUUAGAACAUGGCGUCCCCCACGUCGGUGCUGUCCAAGACGCUGCAGAGCAUUACGCGCACCAAGAUCCGCGAGCUGGAAUCGCGCCGCCAGUCGUACGAGGCCCGCAAGCGCCAGUAUGUCGCCAAAGCCGAUGCCGCCGCCAACGAGCAAGACCGUCUCGCCUGCCUCGUGGAAGCCGUCGCAGAGCUCUAUCCGGCUGCCUCGAAGGACGGCAGCCUCACCAACCUGCAGCGCUGGCUGGAGCAGUCCCGCUACGAUGCCUCCAUCCCCGUGUCCAAGCUGGCGAGCUUCAGCCGCCAGCUCCGCGCCAAGCUCGACUUACAGAGCCGCAGGCUGGACAUGGCUCACCUGUACUCGCGUCUCCUGACUGAGUGGAUGGACCAGCCGCUUGAUGAGCCGCUGCCGGCCUCGGACGAACCGGACGGCGACUCGUUCGAGCUCGUCGAGCGCCAACGUCAGCGGCUGAGCGAGCUCGUCGACAAGUUCGAGUCCGUCGUCUUCGAGCCGCUCCAGACGGACGAGGCCGAAAUCCGCAGCUUCCUCGACUCCCUGUUUCCCAACGCAGAAAGCCGAGCGGAACUUGAGAAGCUGCGCAAGAAGAUCGCCGAGGACAGCCUCAGAUUCAUGUCCGAGACAGCCCCGUUCACCAGCGAGUCCCUGACGAGCUGCAUCAAAGGCCUCCUCACCGAGGACAUCCUGAGUGACGAGAAGCAGGCCCUCUUGCGCGACUUCUUGGAGAACAACCUUGCAAAGUCCGAGAUUGCUGACGUCUUGAACAUGCGCUUCUCUGCCCUGAGGGAAUGGCGCUGGGAUGCCGGCCCCGAGGGUAUCCGCGUCGUGCCGCGUCGCUGCCUGAACGGCAAAUAUCGCGUCUGGGCCGACGAUGACAUCCUGCAGAUGAUCUUUGUCCAGUAUAUCGGCAUCAGGCUGUGCAACCUGCUCAAGCCCGCACUGAAGGCUUUCAUGCGCGCCGUGCUCGUCAGACCGCUUGAGCGCCACACAGCACCGACCGAUGCCGAUCGGAAAAGACGCCGAUUCUACGUCAGCCAGCCCUCGAUUUCCAGUAACAGCGUUGAGAGUAACCGCAAGUCUAAAUACCUCGAGACAUUUUUCCUCUCUCAACUUCCCACGACCCUCGACGAAGACCUCAGCUAUGACGAUGAUGACGACGAAGACAGCAGCAACUAUAGCGACGGCACCAACCCGAACGGCUCCCAGCAGAAGCGAUCUGGCAUCAAGCAAGAGCUCCUGCGCCACCUUACCGCCGAGCUGAUAGUCCAUCGCCUCCGCGGUGUUACCUACGACACCCGGGCAACGCCUGGCGGCGGCGGCGGCGGCGUCGCCGUUGUGCAGACCGACCUGCAGUGGUACGGCACCGGCCUCUCCCACAGCACCAUCUUCGCCGUCAUGCGCUACGUCGGCUUCGGCCAGGAUUGGAUCGAUUUCUUCAAGAAGUAUCUCGAGGCGCCCCUGAACCUGGACGCUGCCUCGGACGACCGUCCGAAGCGCGGCCCCCGCAUCCGCAAGAGGGGAGUGCCCAUGGCGCACGCCUCGGAGAAGUUCACGGGCGAGCUGGUGCUGUUCUUCCUGGAUCUUGCCGUCAACCGCAAAACCGGCACCCUGCUGUACCGCUUGCACGACGACAUCUGGCUCGUGGGCGAGCCCCAGACAUGCGCGCUGGCAUGGGACUGCAUGCAAUCGUUUGCCAAGGUCUUCGGCCUGGACUUCAACAAAGCUAAAACCGGCUCUGUCUGCAUCCCGGGGUCCGGAAACAGAGACGCCGCCAUCGCCAGCUCGUUGCCGGUAGGCCCGGUCAAGAUCGGCUUCCUGUGUCUAGAUCCAAACUCCGGGAAAUGGGUCAUCGACCAGGACCUGGUAAUGGCGCACGUUGACCAGCUCAAGAAACAGCUGGCCGAGUGCAAGAGCGUGCUCUCGUGGGUCCAGACAUGGAAUAGCUGCGUCGGCCGGUUCUUCAGCCAUACGUUCGGCCAGCCCGCCCCUUGCUUCGGGCGGGAGCAUAUCGACGAGGUGUUGAGCACGUAUCGCAACAUGUUGCGGAGGCUGUUCCCCGGCUCUGACGGGAAAGAGGGAAGCGUGGUCGAGCAUCUCAAGCGCAUGAUCCAGGAUCGAUUCGGGGUCUCGGGCCUGCCCGACGCUUUUGUCUAUUUGCCGGAACAACUCGGUGGCCUUGGCCUCCGGAACCCCUUUGUUGGCUUAUUCCUGGUUCGCAACCAGAUCAAGGAGACGCCCGAGGACAUCAUCGAGGAGUACCUCAAGGAUGAAUGGGAACAGUACCUUGAACGGAAAACAUCCUGGGAGGAUCUUAGCGACCCGGUUCUGACUCAACGACUCCGCUCCAUCUAUCCGGACAAAAACUCAAGGGAGUUGGACACCAUCUUCAGGCAAUGGAGGAAGAUCUUCUUCCCGCUGCAGGACUACAGCCUGUUCCGCGAGCUCCUGUUCGGCACGUUCGCCCAGGCUGUGCGGAGGCUCGUCACCGUUCCCGCGGCCGAGAAGAUUGCGUUGAGCAAGGAGGUCGAGAGCGAGCUCGAGUCCUUCUUGGACAACACCAAGGUCGGGCUCGACUCGGAGAAGAAGUGGUUCCUGCAACUGUACGCCCGAGAACUCAUGGAGGACUUCGGCGGCCUGAGCCUCGUUGACAAGCAGUUCCUGCCCGUUGGCGUUCUGGAGAUGAUGAGGGGCAAAAAGGUCAGCUGGAACAUGGUCCUCUAAGGCGCAGAAAGAGCCGUUCAUCGAGGAAACAACCGGACAUCCAAAAAACCAAGGAGGCUCUAUUGUCGCUGUCAUGCAUGCCGUCGUAUAUCGUACAUUGCGCCCUUUUUUCUAUGUCUAACAUCCGGAAAG